Xylaria bambusicola is the source of this 962-nucleotide messenger RNA. RefSeq names its product WSC domain-containing protein. Gene Ontology annotation, cellular component: plasma membrane. NCBI's taxonomy places the organism in Eukaryota, Fungi, Ascomycota, Sordariomycetes, Xylariales, Xylariaceae. The record is from RefSeq and is a predicted model, not a curated record. The coding region runs from base 305 to 853 and encodes 182 amino acids. The transcript has a single exon.
GCCGAUAUUGAAGGUUUCUAGAUUUGCAGUGUUGGGUUGAGGAGAGGUCGAGCAGGCAAUUCCUUUCAUUGUCAACAGAGGAGUCGAAUUACGAAGAAGCUCUUGGUAUCGAGAUAUAUCGAGAGCGACAAUUGUGACUCGUACAAGGCCGAAAGUGUUAAAAGACGAGGUGGAACAAUCAUAGAUUUCUCAGUCGCUAUUCUGGUUGACUAAAGGCUAGAACGCCGUCAGCUCAGCGAUAAAGCAUUCUUAAACUUCAUCACGUCUCAUCCCGACAUAAAUUUUGCAAAACAAACUCGUCGCGAUGCUACGAGGUUACCCCCUCCCCCUUCUUUCCCUCCUCCUAAUCACCCCUCCAAUCCUACCUCACGUCGCGGCUCAAUCUUCCAAUAACACUUUAACCAUCGUCGACGGCAGCGCCAGUGAUUACGUCUACAUAGGGUGCUGGAACGAGACCUCCGCGCUCCCGGGAACUACGGGACUUCGCGCCCUGGAUGGCGCCAGCGAGACACUACCAGAGGAGAUGACGGUAGAGCGGUGUCUGCACUUCUGCGCGCACGACCGCCCGUCGCGCCCAUACCAACUCGCGGGCCUAGAGUACUCACGCGAGUGCUGGUGCGGCGACGAGCUGAAUUCCCUUAGCGAGCGCUUGUCAGACGGUGCUUGCGACACAUCCUGUGAUGGUGCGAAUACGACGGCGUGUGGCGGCGCGCUGAGAUUGAGUCUUUAUAAUUCUACUUUUGUUGAUGCGAACGAUAAGAGCGGCGCUGGGGAGUUGAGGGCGGAUGGAGCUUGGAAGGGCGCGGUUUUUGGCGCGGUCGUUCUGACGUUGGGAUUUGCUUUCGCGGGCUGAAUAAUUAAUUGAGGGUUGAUGUAUACUAUUUUGUGAGUGUAGCGUUUGACUGUAUGAGGCAUGUUGUGUUCAUGAGCAUGAUGGAACGUUGGUGGGAUCGUUGCCCUAA